Messenger RNA from Purpureocillium takamizusanense, 3073 nucleotides. RefSeq lists its product as uncharacterized. Bases 158 to 2959 code for a protein of 933 amino acids. The record is from RefSeq and is a predicted model, not a curated record. The transcript has a single exon. Lineage: Eukaryota; Fungi; Ascomycota; Sordariomycetes; Hypocreales; Ophiocordycipitaceae.
UCGUUGUCGCUCGAUAUCCUCAACACCCGCGUCCUAGUCCCGAGUCCCUCUGCGAUCGACCGCGUAUAAAGGCAGUGCCCGCUGCUGUCAGCUCAACCGCCACCCUGGAUUCCCAUAUCCACGACACAUCUGCAAUCACCUACACAUUGCCUACAACAUGAGACGACCCGACUACUAUGCCAAGCUCCCGCUCUGCGGCUGCUUUGUCGUGGUCCAAAGUCACCGCAAAUGGCUGCCUCUCAUUAACCUCGACGCCCAUUCCACCAUCGUAUCAUCCACCUCGCGCACCGUCCUCAAGCAGACCUUUACCAACCCCAACUCCAAGUCUGCGCUUAAUGAGGUCCGUUACGACUUCCCUCUCUACGAUGGCGUCUCGGUAGUUGGCUUUCGGUGCACCGUGGGCGACCGCGUCAUCACCGGCGUCGUCAAGGAGAGGCAGGCCGCCAAAAAGACGUACGAUGAUGCCGCGAGCAAGGGCGAGACGGCCGCCCUGUUGCAGCAGAACCUCAGAGUCGCCGACGUCUUCACCACCACGCUAGGAAAUGUGCCCGCAGGCGCCAAAGUCACGGUUGAGAUCACGUACCUCGGCGAGCUCGAGCACGAUGCCGAGACGGAUGGGUUGCGCUUGACCAUUCCGACCAGCAUCGCGCCACGCUACGAUUCCGGCAGGACGAUUGGUAGCUUCGACAGCAUAAAGGUCGGCGGCGGCAAGAUCAGCAUCACCGUCGACUGCGAAAUGGCCGAAGGCUGCUCCAUCACGAGUAUCCAGUCGCCCACGCAUCCCAUCUCCGUUCGCAUCGGCCACACCUCCGCCUCCGCCUCCGGCGCAGCGAGUCAGCCCGCCUCCUUGCGCCGUGCCUCGGCCACCCUCGCCCUGGGAUCCGCGCAUCUCGAAAAGGAUGUUGUAGUUCAGGUCGUUGCCGACGGCCUUGGUAACCCGACUGCGCUGCUCGAGACGCACCCAACCCUGCCCAACCGUCGCGCCAUCAUGGCGACCCUGGUGCCGCGCUUCAACCUCCCAGCCGACAAACCCGAGGUUGUCUUUGUGUGCGACCGCAGUGGCAGCAUGGGCGUCGGCCAGAAGAUACCCAACCUUAUCGCUGCCUUGCAGCUUUUCCUCAAAUCGUUACCCGUCGGCGCCCGGUUCAACGUCUGUAGUUUCGGUUCAAGCUGCACCUUUUUAUGGGAAAAGUCCCGCCUCUACGACAGCCAGGAGACGCUCGACGCCGCAGUUAACCACGUUAAAGGAUUCUCGUCCAACUAUGGCGGCACUGAAAUGUACACGCCGUUGGAAGAGACCUUUCAGCGCCGCUACAAAGAUAUGAAUCUCGAAGUCUUUCUGCUGACGGACGGCGAGAUCUGGGAGCACGACCGGCUCUUCGGCCUUAUCAACGACAACGUGCAGGAGAGUAAGGGGGCCAUCCGCGUCUUUACGCUUGGCGUCGGCGAGGAGGCGAGCUCGGCGCUCAUCAACGGCGUUGCACGAGCAGGCAAUGGCUUCGCUCAGCGAGUUGCCGAGGACGAAAAGAUGGACAAGAAGAUCAUCCGCAUGCUAAAGGGUGCAUUGACACCUCACGUUACCGACUAUGCGCUCGAUGUUAAGUACGGUGACGGCGGCGACGAAGACUUUGAGGUCGUGGAAAAGGUUAUGGAUGCGCUGUCUCUCGAUGUCGGCACGACCAGCCAAUCGAGCGAGCCGAGCGGCAACGAACCCAUCUCGCUCUUCAACACGGACACCAAGGACGAGGACAUGGAAAUGCCCGACUCGAAGACGGGCAUCGACGCCAAAUUCGAGGGCCUACCUGCCGUCCCACGGCCCCGGUACCUGCAGACCCCAUUCAAGAUUCCCGCGCUCUUCCCAUUUAAUCGCACCACGGUGUACGUAAUGUUAUCGGACGAGACCUCACACAGUGGGAUGCCAACGUCAGUCAUCCUGACGGGCACGUCAGCACGGGGCCCGUUGCGACUGGAGAUUCCUGUGACGCCCCUGGCUGACAAAGGGUCUACAAUCCACCAACUAGCGGCACGAAAGGCCAUCCAGGAGCUUGAGGAGGGCAGGGGCUGGAUCACCCAUGCUAAGGAUACCAAGGGAAACUUGCUCAAGAAGCAAUUCGAAGGCCAGUUUGAGCGGAUCGUGCAGCGUGAGGCGGUCGGCCUCGGCGUCGAGUUCCAAGUGGGCGGGAAGUGGUGCUCUUUUGUCGCCGUACAAGAGGACAAGGACAAGGAAAAGAGAGGUGACGCAGACGCAAAGGAGCUGGGUGAGUUCGAAGUUGUUCACCCGCCAGAGCCGAUAAAGCCCGUCAUGUUUGGCGGCGCAGCUCCCCGUCGGCGCAUGAUGGCUAUGCCUGCUGUUGCCUCGGCAUUUGCGGCUCCCCCGCCGCCAGCUCCAUCGAGCACGCGACCGGCUCCGAUAUAUAGCAUGAACGCACCGGGUGGAUUUGGUGGCCUGCAGUCCGUCAACAGCCCCAAGAUGGGACGAUCUGCACAAGCCGGCCCCCGUGGCUUCGGUGAGGGCCCUCGUGCUUUGGGGCUCGACGCAGACGGGGCAUCCUUCGGCGCCGAGGACCUCCAACUUCAAGCAGAGAUGUCCCCUGCUGAGGAGGGGUUGGACAUGCUCCGCGGCGCGAUUGGCAGGGGUACCAGACGGGAAAAGGCAAAAGGAAGCCCGCUCGAUGUGCUGGCUGCGCUGCAGACGUUUGUAGGAAGCUGGUCGUGGAGCAGGGAGCUGGAAGAGGUGCUAGGUCUGACGCAGAAGGAGGCGGGCUCCAAGGUCCCAAACCUACAGGGAGACGCUCUGGCGACGCUGUGUGCCGUGGCGUACCUGAGGAGGAGACUGGCCGGCGACAAGGACGCGUGGGAGCUGAUGGUGGAUAAGGCAGAGAGCUGGCUCGAGGACCAGACCGGGGAGGCCAAGGAGGCGCUGGCCAAGAGGGUGAGGGACGCGGCGCUCUUUGCGUAGGUUUGGCAGAGGAUGAGCUGGCAUUUAUGAGGCCAUGAAUUUCGACUUGCAGGUCACAUAACAAGCAUAUGCGCGCAGACUACUCUGUAUACUAUAUAAUGCCGUUGCCCCGCU